UGUCCGUUGGGCGCCGCGCCGGUUCUGGAAGGAUCCCCGGAGCAGGGCCCUGCCGGGCGGCAGCGGCGGCGACGACAUGUCGGGGCUGCUCCACACCACGCUGAGCGGCCUCAACAGCGACUCCUACUGCGAGAUCAGCCAGUACCGCGACCAGCACUUCCGGGGCAGCCGGCAGCUGCAGGAGAAGUCGCUGAAGAUUUCCUCCACGCUCUACGUGGGCAACCUGUCCUUCUACACCACCGAGGAGCAGAUCCAGGAGCUCUUCUCCAAGUGCGGCGACGUCAAGAGGAUCGUCAUGGGGCUGGACAAGAUCAAGAAGACUCCCUGCGGCUUCUGCUUCGUCGAAUACUACACGAGAGCAGAUGCCGAACACGCCAUGCGAUUCAUCAAUGGCACUCGGCUAGAUGACCGCAUCAUUCGAACAGACUGGGACGCGGGAUUUAAGGAAGGGCGACAGUAUGGGAGAGGAAAGACCGGAGGACAGGUGCGAGACGAAUACCGGACAGACUACGAUAUGGGAAGAGGCGGCUUUGGCAAGAUCAUUCAGAUGCAGAAGGCAAAUCAUCAGCCUGCAAUCUAUUAAUUGCCUCGUGGGCCCUAGCUCGUAGAGGGCUCAGCCCUUCCAGAGGGCUGCACUUGCAUUUUGGAUUGUGGUAGGGAGUGAGAUACAAGUUCCAGCAAAAGGUGACUCUCCUUAGACUGUGGAUAUACAUGUGUUCAUUCCCCCUUCCUUCUGGGCUAGAGAGGAUGUUCUGUGCUGAUACAGGGCAACAAGGGAAAAAACGGACAGCUCUGCAGGAUCCUGGGUGAGAAGAGGUGCAGCCUGUGACACCGACUGUGCGUCACGACGUGCUCUGCGCGUUGCAGCCGAGCCCGUGGCUUCCCCUAGGCUGUGGCUGCAGCCAUGGUUGCUCACGAAUGGAACUGCUGGGAAGAUCCCGACCCACAUGGGAGCCCUCCAGGUGCCUGGGCACCUUGAAGAGAUGCACCAGGGUUUCAGAUGUCCGAUUUACAGUCUCCAUCUGGUUAAAAAACAGUAUUGCUGUUUAGAUGGGAGAAGUGUAAUACGGUCUUACUGUCCACUUGGAGGUGCUUGUCUGCACAUCUAGCCCGUGGCUUGGUCAGGCCUGCAGAGCCUUUCUGUUUGUGAUGACCCCAGUGCUGCCUGGCUUUUCAGAUCCUCACUGUUCGGCGUGAUUUUGUUAAAUUUUAUUUCAAUUUUUUAAAUAAACA
Nothoprocta perdicaria is the source of this 1233-nucleotide messenger RNA. RefSeq names its product nuclear cap-binding protein subunit 2. Lineage: Eukaryota; Metazoa; Chordata; Aves; Tinamiformes; Tinamidae. Gene Ontology annotation, cellular component: nuclear cap binding complex. Gene Ontology annotation, molecular function: RNA cap binding. The record is from RefSeq and is a predicted model, not a curated record. Bases 77 to 583 code for a protein of 168 amino acids. The transcript is spliced from 4 exons. Gene Ontology annotation, biological process: mRNA cis splicing, via spliceosome.